Messenger RNA from Phytomonas sp. Hart1, 1365 nucleotides. The record is from the annotation of a GenBank genome assembly. NCBI's taxonomy places the organism in Eukaryota, Euglenozoa, Kinetoplastea, Trypanosomatida, Trypanosomatidae.
AUGGUUUACACUGAAAAACAAAGCCAAAAUGGGUCUGAUAGCACUAAUUUCGAGUUCAAAGAAGCUCUACAACAGAAAAGGAUAACUAAAUGGCGUGCCUUCCGUACUGUAAUAAUCAAUAGCAUUGCUACCGCUCUCAUUCGCGUUGCUAUUGGGGUUUUAAAACUCUUGUCGAAACGUGGAUUAGGCAAAGUGUUCCUCCGACAAUUGCCAAAUGAGUUCCUUUCUCUUAAUCCUUUGAAAUGGGCUGCCAUAGCAGGUGGUUUUUCAAGUUUCCAUUUAUGCUUACAGACCGUCUCGAGAAUCCUGGAUCCACUUCGCAUACCUCAGCGAAUCAUCGUCUUCAUUACGGGUAUCCUUUGUUCACUUCCAGUUUUCGUCUUGGACAAGGAGACUAAGACAGAACUCUCUCUUUAUGUCUUUGUAAGAGCAAUGCAUGUUUUCUGUCUUGGAUAUAUUUUACCAAAGCUUCCAGAGUGUUUACAGAAAUUUGAGCACUACGAUGUUUUAUUUAUGUGCAUUAACUCUUCUCAAAUUGCAUAUGGAUUCACGUUCUUUCCACAAUCCUUGCCAAAAUCUUAUCAAUUUUUUUUGACGAAGGCAUCGCUGGUGGAUGAACGCCUUGUUCGUGGGCAUGCUGGGUUCUUGCGUGGGCAUGUUACCCCUGAUCUUGUUGCUUUCUGUCAGGAUCGUAACGCCCCUCUUCUUAUUGGAGCGGAAAAUGCAUCCGAUAUGAUGUGCAAUUAUGUUCAUCCCGGUAUGACUUGCAAUCGGUGGAUCUUACGAUUUAUACCACAAAAUAUGUUGAGGCUUGGAAUUCCUUUAUAUGGUCCUUUGUGCGUCAUUACUACACUCGCCAUGCGAAGGAAACACCUCAUGGCUCGUCCAAUGCGCACCAUUACUCGUGGAAUCACCUCUGUUAUCACCAGCUCCUUGUUCGUAGCGGUGUAUUCAGCUUGCAUUGUGCGUGCUUCGUGUUUCUCAAUGCAGCGAAAAUCUCGUAGGGGCCCUAUCAUCGCGUUUCUAUGUUUAUCAGCUGGUCUUUCCACCUUUCUGGAGCCAAAAGGUCGGCGAAUGGACUUAGCGCUUUACUGUUCCAUACAUGCUCUCCGUUCCUUCGUUCUUUCACAAAAUCGGAUGGGACGACUGCCUUAUCCACGUCACUGGGCUAUCGUGUUUAUAUAUUUUUUGUCUAUGAUUUUUUUGAUCUUCCAGUAUGAAGAAGAUUCGGCAUUUCUCAAUCCUCGCGUUCGCUAUAUAUUACAACUUCUGCUUGGUGAAAAACUAUCAAACACUAAUAGCCACAAGUAUCAACCCCACACCAUCACAAUGACGGCAAAAACAACCAUCAAGCAAAAUAGGUAA